Onychostoma macrolepis is the source of this 812-nucleotide messenger RNA. RefSeq lists its product as uncharacterized. The record is from RefSeq and is a predicted model, not a curated record. The coding region runs from base 142 to 717 and encodes 191 amino acids. The transcript is spliced from 3 exons. NCBI's taxonomy places the organism in Eukaryota, Metazoa, Chordata, Actinopteri, Cypriniformes, Cyprinidae.
UGUGUUUGAGAGUGCAGUAUAUCUAGAACUGACACAUUUCUCCAAAAUAAUCUGGAACAAAGGACCUGAACUGAGACGAGAUUUGUGAGAUUUCACUAUUUUUAUCAUCACUGCGUUUUCGCUGCUAAUAAGUUGAACAGAAUGGUUCAAAAGACGAUGGUCUUUCUCUUCAUGCUGAUUGGAUGCUCACAGGCUUUUCCGUACCACAGUGUCCCCACUGAGGAUAAUGUAAUGAAAGAUGCUGACAAGAUAGAGAGAGAAAGAAGAGAUGUUAUGGCAAGUGGUGCUGAUUUUACUCCACCAGUGUGCCGUGUGGUAAAUGAGAGUUUGGACUGUUCUUCACCAGCUGGAAAUGCAACCUGGGAAGUGAAUUAUAUCAUGUCAGAUGGCGCUGGUUCAGGAAUUGAUUCCCCCUCUUUUUCUGCCACUGAGUCUUGUGAAGGCAACGCCACCUUUUUUAUCGAAUUAAAUGUGACUGUAGAUGAAAAUGGCUACAAUGCAACCACUGUGAAAUACACUGGUCCUUGCUGUUUCCAAAAUGUGGAGAUUUCUGUUGUGGACAAGGCAGGUAACAAGGCAAAGUGCCCUUUCAAUAUCAAACGCCCUUUAACCACAAUCAGCCCAAUGACGGUCAGUCCCACGUCCAGCAGCUUCACCACAACCAUCUCUCUUUGGUCAAGUUUAAUACUGAUGGCACUUAAAUCUAUGUUGCUUUAACAUAGAUGUGGACUUUCUACACUUUAUGGAAAUAUAUACACUAAGUUGACUUAACUUAAAAAAAUUGAGGAAACCCGUUGCCUUAAAAUUUUUAA